AGUAAGGUCAGUCAAGCAAAAAGUGUGGAAGGUGGGGUACUGUGGUCUAUCGGCUGGCAGCAGCAGAAUGUCAUCCAGAUUUUCUGGCGUAAAGCUUGGACCUCCCAUUGAAGUUUUUCAAUUAAAUAAAGCAUAUUUAGAUGAUUCUCAUCCUAAUAAAGCUAAUUUAACUAUAGGAGCAUACCGCACAAAUGAAGGGAAGCCAUGGGUGCUGCCAGUUGUCAGAAAAACAGAGAAACAUAUGGCAGAGGACAACACAAGCAACCAUGAGUACUUGCCAGUGCUGGGAAUGGAAUCUUUCACAUCUGCGGCAACAAAGAUGUUACUUGGGCAUGACUCGAGUGCUGUAGUUCAAGGACGGGCUUUUGGCGUCCAGACAUUGAGUGGUACAGGCGCAUUGAGAGUCGGUGCUGAGUUCCUAAACAGGCACCUACACUACACCACAUUCUAUUACUCAAAACCAACAUGGGAAAAUCAUCGCUUGGUUUUUACAAAUGCUGGCUUCACUGAUCCAAGGGAAUAUCGGUACUGGGAUCCACAUAAGAGGGCAAUAGACUUCGACGGAUUGAUUGCUGACCUGCGGGACGCACCUGAAAAUUCUGUUAUUAUAUUACAUGCUUGUGCCCAUAAUCCUACAGGGAGUGACCCAACACAAGAGCAAUGGAUAAAAAUUGCAGAUGUAAUGAAGGAAAAGAAACUUUUUCCAUUUUUUGACUCUGCGUACCAAGGCUUUGCUUCUGGAGAUCCUGAUAAAGAUGCAUGGGCUGUUCGUUACUUUGCUCAGCAAGGCUUUGAAUUUGUGUGUGCCCAGUCAUUUGCCAAAAACUUUGGCCUGUAUAAUGAACGAGUAGGAAAUCUGACAGUGGUACUCAACAGCAACGAUGAGAUUAUAAAUGUUAAAUCACAGCUUACUCUUACUGUGAGAGGAAUGUACUCUAAUCCACCUAAUCAUGGAGCAAAGAUUGUCAGCACUGUUCUCAAUAAUGAACAUUUGUGCCAAGAAUGGAAAGAUUGCAUUGUUACCAUGUCAUCUCGUAUCAAGGAAAUGAGGCAAGGUUUACAGGAGCGACUUCAACGACUGGGUACUCCUGGUACAUGGGACCACAUCACACAACAGAUUGGAAUGUUCUCUUACACAGGGCUAUCACCUCGUCAGUGUGAACAUCUCAUGAGUGAAUACCACAUCUAUCUCCUGAAGAGUGGACGUAUUAAUAUGUGUGGUGUCACUACGCAUAACAUAGAUUAUAUUGCCAAAGCAAUCCAUGAUACAAUCCUACUGUUGCCUGAAAGCAAAAUAUGAUAAAUUUAUUCAGUAUUAAUAUGUGACAUACUUUGGUUGUCUGCAGCCAACCAGAUUUGUUGAGGAUUUGUGGGUUUUGUAGUCUUGGCGAAUGCGUGCAGUUGUACUGGAUAGUUUUAACUUCUGCAGUGGCAACAGUUUUGAGUAGCCAUUGCAGUACGUAGACAGCUGAGUUUCUUAAAACACCAAGUAUAUAUAAAGUCUUACGCUGAUCUUAGGGCCCAAUUUUAUACUUUGUGUGUGUGUGUGUGUGUGUGUGUGUGUGUGUGUGUGUGUGUGUGUGUGUGUUGGAAGGAAAAAGGAAAUAUUGUGUAAGUACACUAAACAUUGUGGAAUGUGGUUUUAUGAACAUUGUUUGCUCUCAGGGAAAAUACAUUUAAUUAUUUUACUGUAUCAAAUUUAUUCUUUAAUCGAGUUUAUGAAAUAGAAACAACUUUUAAUUAGAAUAAUGUGGUAGAUGGAAUUGCACUCUAAAAAGGGGGAAUUUUGGUUGUUGAAAAAGUAAAUAUUUUUAUACUUUGAAUGUAGUUCAACAUUAUAUAGAUUUAUGAAAUAAUUGAGAAAAUUGGUAUUAUAAGUUUAUGGCUGACAAAAAAAUGACAUUAUGCAAAAACAUAUUGAGACAGGUAUAGAAAUCAGUGUUAUGUGAUUUUUUUUUUGCAUUUUAUAAUAUAGAAGCUUGCUGCUGUAUAGAACAUUACCAGUUUAUUGCAGUUCUGAAAUAUUUAUUUGUGCUGUAUUACAUAUAUUUUCAUUUGGAACGUUUUAGUGGUAUUCUGCAGCAGUCAUUAUGAUAUGUUUGCAUUAUGCCUAUAAAGUUAUUUAGCACAUUCAAUUUUUCUUAAAGUCACACUGAUGAAUUUAAUUAUUAAUUUGAGAUAAGCUACGUAUAAGCCUAAUAUUGCAAUAUUUGCAAAAUAUUGAAAAAAUAACCUUGUUCACUGUGAAAAUAUAAGUGAUAACAGCAAUUAAUUUUAAGAUUGUAACUGAGGACUCUGCAUUUGAUCACAACUGCAAUUUUUAUGCUUUCUGUUACAUGGUCUCAAAUUAUGUUUUGACUUUCUGCAUUUUUUUUAUCAUUACACCAUUUUUACUGCCAGCCUGUUACAGUAUUUUGUACCAUUUUACUAUGAAGAAAGUUUUCCCAUUUCACAAUUAAAUGUUUCUUCUGUAUAGUACUAUAGAAAACCUUCAAACCACCUAUUAGUGUUGUUCAAAUUAUUGAAUGACAGCAAGACUGUAAAUAGUUAACCUCAGUGACAGUUAUUUCCAGAACGCCCCUUGUAUGUUAAAACAUUAAUUUCAUUAGAUAACUUUUAUUUUUCCUGGAGAACAUCUUUUAGCCGUGCCCUUGCAGAAAAACUUGUAUUUACAGUAAACAAAAAAUAACUCCAUAGCCUUCAAAAAAUUUGUUCUCUUAGAGAACAACGGUCAUUAACUAAUAUUACUUACACAAGACCUGAGACAGCCACUAAUCAUUCAUUGCAUUAUCAUGUUAUAUGCAUGAUGAUGAUUUGGCUAGGGCCUCCCAUCGAAUAGACACCACUUCGGCAACUUGCAUGUCAAAUAUUAGGUAUACAAAACUGUAAAAUCAGAUACCUAAUUAUAUUUUCCCCAGAGCCAUAUUCCACUCUUACCCCCCAAGGAUAUUUCAAAGCUUUCACUGAUGUUGGAAUCAAGAAUUUUGCUAUGUACCUAACUUCUCCUAACAAUGCUUGCAGAGAUAUUUGGAGAUCUAUUUUCAUAUAAUUUGGUUUUACCAAAGUUGGUAAAAAAUGAAUUUAUUUUGCAUUUAGUUGAAGGCUCCCAGACCUGCUACCCAUCUUUCUGUAUUAUUCACAUAAAAUCAUACUCCAUGGUGUUAGUUGAAUGUGUUGACUUUAAAUGGCUGUAAGCUGAACAUUGUUAAUAAGAUAGGAAAACAAAAUGUAUCAAGUAACAUCAAUACAACUGUUGUCAUCUUAUUGUCCUUUGGUUGCAUACGAAGUUGUUUGGCAUGAGAUAGUAAGAUACACUUACUUUGUAAGAUCGUAAGGUAUUGCUAUAGCCAACAGCUAAUGUUUAACAGCCGUUUGAAGAGUAUUACUUUUGAGAUUUAAUCUGCAUCCACUCAUGCCUCCUACUAGAUUUUAGGGUGUGGGCAAUGUACAUGGGUUCAGAUGAUGUUCAGUACAUUUGGUCAUAUCGUUAAACCACUGUAAUUGUAUGACAAGGCAGCUAUGUCAUAUAAUUUCAAAUAUUUGUUCCUUUGUUCAAGUUGUGGUACUGUUGCCUUUAACACGACUAGUGAAGUCUUUCAGUAAUAUUUGAAUGAAAACUAAUUUAUCAAAGUGUUUUUCCCUGUAUUGGAAUCAUGUAUUACCUAUGAGAGUGAUUUAGUUAUGUAGUUCCUGAUAUAACAAAUUUAGGGAAGUACAAAGUGUGAUUUUGCAGUUAGCAAAAUAUAAACAACAAUUAAAAUUAUAAAAAAAUAUUUAUUCAGUGUUGAUUUUUUUGUUGAGUUGUCUUUUGUUCAAUAGCAUGUUGACAGAAAAAAAUAAAGUUGUAAGAUUUA
This is a messenger RNA of Schistocerca americana (American grasshopper), 3854 nucleotides long. RefSeq names its product aspartate aminotransferase, cytoplasmic (gene Got1). The coding region runs from base 68 to 1300 and encodes 410 amino acids. Lineage: Eukaryota; Metazoa; Arthropoda; Insecta; Orthoptera; Acrididae. Gene Ontology annotation, cellular component: cytosol. The record is from RefSeq and is a predicted model, not a curated record. Gene Ontology annotation, biological process: L-aspartate biosynthetic process. Gene Ontology annotation, molecular function: L-aspartate:2-oxoglutarate transaminase activity; pyridoxal phosphate binding. The transcript has 8 exons.